AAUGCCAUUAGCUCGUGAUCUUUUACACCCAAGUCCCAUCGAGGAAAAAAUGAAGCACAAGUUAAAGAGACUCGUGCAGAAACCUAAUAGUUAUUUUAUGGAUGUUAAGUGUCCUGGAUGCUAUGCUAUAAAAACWAUUUUUUCACAUGCCCAAAAACCUGUGGAGUGUGAUGGAUGUCGUACWAUUUUAUGCACACCGACUGGUGGGAAAGCACGAUUAACAGAAGGUUGCUCCUUUAGAAGGAAGGUUCAAUGUUAAUGUUAUGUGACAUGAAUAUUAUUCUUUACAUUCGAUAAAUAAAUACGAUUAUACUGUAA
Messenger RNA from Polistes canadensis, 318 nucleotides. It is a transcript of the gene RpS27, whose product is annotated as 40S ribosomal protein S27. Lineage: Eukaryota; Metazoa; Arthropoda; Insecta; Hymenoptera; Vespidae. Bases 2 to 259 code for a protein of 85 amino acids. Gene Ontology annotation, cellular component: cytosolic small ribosomal subunit; ribosome. Gene Ontology annotation, biological process: ribosomal small subunit assembly; translation. Gene Ontology annotation, molecular function: structural constituent of ribosome; RNA binding. The transcript has a single exon. The record is from RefSeq and is a predicted model, not a curated record.